AUGCUCUUGAGACACACUAUAAUCGGUGCAUUCACAGCAACACUUAUCGUUGCCACAGAUGCCGCUGGAGGUAUCAGAACGCCGGCUUUCAAAGAUAACUCAUUCCUCGCAAACGUUGUGAAGUUCGUUGAGGAAUCUCGCAAAGCGCAAGCCCAGAUCAAAAGUCAGAAUAACGGGAACCAGAUCAUUGAACCUUUACGACUUGUAGGAGUGCAGUCUGUUGCAGCGAACAUCGUGCCACCAAUUGAACAAGCGGACCAACAAUCCACCGUGCAACAAGCAGACUUCCGGGUUGAAACAGGGCUCUUCUUUGAUCUCAACAAAGGUCAAUACGAUGACAAUGAAGACUGCGAAGAGGAAGAAGAGGAAGAGGAGAAGAAGAGUAAACUCAAGAAACUCCUUUUCUUUCUUCCGUCAAGUGUUGAGAUGGAAGCCAGAUAUGGAAACUCCACUACUCCCGUUUUGGUUUCGCCCACCAUUCUCGUUAAUCGCAUGGAUUCAAACCGCAAAGAUCUCUAUUCCAGUGUCCCUCAGCAGAAUGGUUACGAAGAGAAGGUGAUUGAGAACUCGCUGGGAUCAGUGUCCGUGCCCAAAGAGCCAACUGAAUCAAAAUCCGCCAAACCAACUAAAUCAUUACCUUCAGCUGACUCAUCCGGUCGUCACACUAAAACCUCCAAUUUCAAUCUUGACUCGUCUUCAAUCAAUAUCAACCUUCCAGCACCUGAUCUCGAACAACCUAUCGAUUCUUCAAACACCAGUGUGAACUCUCAAUCUCGUCACAGCUCACAUUUCACCAUUACCACUACCAGAGACUGGCCACCAAGAAACAUGCUGUCGAAAAUCCACUAUCCUCCGUAUAUUCCUUACAGACACCACUCGCUGGCAUCACUGGUGGCAUGGAAUAUUCUUGGGUUUGUGAUAAGUGUUCUCUCCAUUAACUGGUAG
Sungouiella intermedia is the source of this 945-nucleotide messenger RNA. NCBI's taxonomy places the organism in Eukaryota, Fungi, Ascomycota, Pichiomycetes, Serinales, Metschnikowiaceae. The record is from the annotation of a GenBank genome assembly.